GGGGGCUCCGAGCGCACACCUUGGGCGGGUUGGGACCCAGAGCAUCCCACGGACCUGGCGCUGCGCUGCAGCUGCCGCUGCGGAGGCGUGCGCUUCUGCAGCACCGCGCCAUCCCAUCCUUCCAUUCCUCCCUGUGCUCAGGACUUGAAAACUUCGCCGCCGUUGUUCCUUCAAGACUGAAAAUUGGAUUCCUAGAGGCCUUGGUAGUUUGUUGUGCGUAGAUAGUACCUGUGGCAGAGCAGACGUACUCAGAUAGUCUAAAGAGGACUGGAUUCCUGCUGGUGAUACGAUGCAAGCUUACGUGCCCCCGAACAUGAUGACCACCAUCUCCCCAGACCCCCCAGCCCUGGCUGCAAGCGAACCAAGCAGGGUCCCUAGGAUGGAUACCUCUGGGGUCCAAGAAAGGAUCUUAAGAGGAUAUGCUGAUGACCUAGAUUCUUUCAGGCAGAAGUUCAGGUGGUUUUGUUACUCACAAGAAGAAGGACCCAGAAAAACCCUGAACCAACUCUGGGAGCUCUGCAAGCAGUGGCUGAGACCAGACAUUCACACCAAAGAGCAGAUCUUGGAGUUCUUAGUGUUUGAGCAGUUCCUGAGGGUUUUGCCUGGAGAGAUGAGGGUCUGGGUGAACUCUCAGCGUCCUGAGAGUAGUGUGGAGGUGGUGGCCCUGGUAGAAGAUUUGAACCAAACACUUGAAGAAAGGGAAGAUCCUAGCACUCAAGAUUCUGCUGUUUGCAAAGCGGAAGAUUUGGGAGAAGAGGAAAUGGUGGCUGUUCCGCCAAACACGGAGCCACGUGAACCUGUAACUUUUGAGGAUGUGUCUGUGGACUUUACCAGAGGAGAGUGGAAGAUGCUGGAGUCGUCUCAAAGGGAGCUGUAUAAGGAAGUGCUGCUGGAAACCUUGAAGAACCUAGAAUUUUUGGGCCUUCCAGUUUCCAAAUUUGAAUUGAUUUCGAAGCUGAAGUGGGUUAAGUUGCCAAGGGUACUGGAAAAAGAAAUCUCAGAAGGCCCCAGCCCAGAGGCUGAGCCUAGAAGUGAAUUGGAUGCCUUUAUGGAAGACUUCACUUUAGAGAAAACAGUAGAAUACUGCUUCAGUGAUGAUGGUUAUGGCUUGAAGGCAGAAUUCCAGAAACGACAUGGCAAAUCCAAGAAAGAUCAUAGCAAGCACAGUAGCCAUCAGAGUAAAGAAACUCCCUCUGGAAAGAAGUCUAAACAAACUUCUGACACAAUCAAACAUCGGAGCACCUGCCUAACAAAGAAGUCUCAGAAAUCUAAGGAAGGCAAGAAACCCUACAUCUUCCAUUCAGAUCUUGUGAACCGCAAAGAACACAGUGUGGUAAAGUUAAGGAAAUGCAGUGGAAAUGAGAAAGACUCACGUCACUCUUCAUCUCUUAGUGACCAUAAGAGACAACCAAGAAUUGGUUCGUUGAGUAAGACCCAGAAGUGUAGUAAGUGUGGGGUAGCCUUUACUCAAAGCUCAUGGUAUCGUAGUAAAACCUCUCAAUGUGAAAAAUGCCAGAAGAAUUUAUUUCAAGGUGAAACCUCAAAUAAAGACAAAGGACCCGAAACUGAAGAGCCCAGUAAGUGUGGGAAAUGUGGGAAAGCUCUUGGCUAUGGUUCAAAACUCUCUGUGUGUGUUGAGUGUAGAAAAGCUCACAGAGCUAGCCCAUCAGUUAAACCACAUAAAAAAACUGACAAAAAAGAAAAGUCUUACAAGUGUGAUGAAUGUGGAAAAAAUUUUUCCAGUUUACACGCUGUCGAUAUACAUCAAAGAACUCAUACUGGAGAAAAGCCCUAUGAAUGUAAACACUGUGGGAGAUCCUUCAAUGACUACUCAUCAUAUUGUCAGCACCAGAGAAUUCAUACUGGAGAGAAACCAUAUAAGUGUAAUGAGUGUGAUAAAUCCUUCACUCAUAGCUCCUCUCUUUCAAAGCAUCAAAGGAUACACACUGGAGAGAAGCCCUAUAAGUGUAAGGAUUGUGGGAAAGCCUUUAGACAGAAUUCUUGCCUUACCAGACAUCAGAGAACCCACACUGGAGAAAAACCAUAUGUGUGUAAGGACUGUGGAUCAUCUUUUAGCCUUUUUAGUACUAUCAUCUAUCAUCAGAGACUUCACGCAGGAGAAAAACCUUACAAAUGUACCCACUGUGAUAAAGCCUUCCCUACUCAUUCCCGCCUCAGUCGUCACUUGAGAUGCCACACUGGUGAAAAACCAUACAAAUGCAAAGAAUGUGGGAAAACUUUCAGACAGAGUUCAUCCCUUAAUUUACAUCUUCGAAGUCAUACUGGAGAGAAACCCUACAAAUGUGAUUAUUGUGGAGCAACCUUUACUCGGAGCACAAUCCUUAUUGAACAUGUAAAAACUCAUACUGGCGCACAAUAUGAAUGUAAAAAGUGUGGUAAGAAGUCUAAAAGUCGGUCAGCCCAUCUUAAACAUCAGUGUACUGAGUAAUUCUGGGACUGUAGUGAGUGGAGGGUAGGUUAAUUCAGAUUGUGCCCUUAUUUAAACACUUGACACGUAAACUACCCAAAUCAUUGACUAGAAGCUUCAACUUCAGUGGGUUUCUUCGCCUUUGGUCUCUCUUCUCGAGGGUGGUCAGUGUUGAUCAGAGUUGGUAAAGUUAGGUUGACAUGAAGAAAGCAUGUGAAGAGAAAUGAUUCUGAAAAGCCAAACUUAAGUUUAAAAGACUCUUCGGGGAUUUCUCUCUUUGGCUUCCCUUCUACAGCCAUACAGUAUAAUGGAAAAGAACAUAGGCUCUAUCCCCGUUUGCCAACCAACCAACCAUUGUGUCACCCCAAACAAGUCAUUUGGACCUUCUCAAUUUUAGUUUCUUUACCAGUAGAGUGAGAGAUGACAUUAAUGAUUUCUAAGUUUUCUUUUUUAUCUAAUAUUCUGAUACUGCAGAAAAUAGUUUGAACAUCUUUGACUUAUUGGAAUUGUCAUGUCUGGUAGACGCUUACUCUCUUACAGAAUUGUGGACUUGUAGAUUAGUGAGACUGUGGAAUGUUUGAUGUAGGGUACCUAGAAUGUGAUAAACAGACAAGUCAGGGAAACUCAGUGGAGUUUGCUUUCAGGGAAUGUUUGAAUUUGCACAAAUCUCCCCAAUUAGUUUAUCUUUUGAGUUUUGCCUCAGUGGAUUGAGAAUUCAGAGAGCUUGUACCUGAGCCAACUCAGACAUGAAAGUAACAGUCCUAGGAGAAAAACCAAAAACAGCUGUUUGGGAUGGAUUGUUCCCCCUGCAGCAAGCACAGGCUCUUACCACAGUGUCAGAAUUCUGUGUGGCAAAAGUCACAAGAUGGUAGACUGAAUCAGAUUGGGUCCUUAGAUGUGUUCUAGUUGGUUUGUAGGGUCGGGUUAUAUAUGUACACGUAGUUUUUACUCUUUAGAAAUAAUGAAUUUUGUGUUUUAAAGAAAGUAGAGUUUGUGUUUAAAAAUGUUCAGGAGCUGGCCACAUUAACCUGCUAUGUCUAUGGAGUGCUCAGCUGGGCCUGCAUGUGGGUGCCACUUUAAAUGCCAGCUUUCUCUUAAAUGCAGGCAUGUGAUAUUUUGUUGCCCCGCCAUUUGAGAAUACAUACACUAAAAUCUCAAGGGACCCCCACUGAGUACAAGUAAAAUUCAAGAAAAGAACUCUUUUAUGAAAUGAGACUUCAUGGAAUGGACUAUAUGGGUACUGACGGGUUGAUGGAAUCUUAAUUUCUAACUGAGAAAGGAAUUCAAGAUCCUGAAUUAGUUAAUUUGGGUCUCAGGUCAUUAGAUUCCAAAGGGACUUGAUUGUGUUAUAGAAAAAAUUCCUGAAGUUGAAAUUUGAGCAAUUCCUAGAGAGAGAACUAAACCAGAACUCUGGGUUUACAGAUAUGAAGGAUCUCCAGUGCUGAUCUAAGACUCAGGAAUAUUUGCUGAUGUGCAAAUAGUUUGAAAUGCUACCUCUGGGUAUAAGGUUUUUGGUUUCUUCUGAGUGGCUCCUUCCUCCUUAUCCCGAAGUCUAAAAGAAAAUCAGACAAUAUUUUGUGAUAAAUUGAUCAGUGUAGCUGUUGCCAAAUGGACCAAGUAAACGCAUUCCUGACAUGAAAGGAACAUGGCUUGUAAGAAUCACUCCUAUGGACUUAACAAGUUUCAGAAAUGAUAUAUUUUAUUGAAAUGAUUAAUGAAAUGUAUAAAACAACUCUUGAGAAGAGAUCUGUUCCAGGAUGUUCUAGGGAAUUUCACAAGAGGCUGCUUUUAUCCCAAUCUCAGUUGGGGAUUAGAAACAAAACUUUUUUUUUUACAACUUCAUUAAAAUAUAGAACACAUAGGCUUAAAAACCAAGAUGAUUCAGUGAGUUUUCAUCAGUUCUAAUGAAGUGCACAUUCAUUAUCAUAAUCCAUUUUUCAGAACAUCACUCUGUAAGAGUAUCUAUUGGAUACACCCAUUUAUACAUAAUUCCCACUCUCAUCUCUGACCCCAAGUAAUCACUAACCUACUUUGUAUUUACAGAAUGGCCUUUUCUAGUCUUUUAUAUUGGUCUUUGUUUCCCCAUUGAUAUCACGUUUUUAAGUUUAUGCAUGUUAUAGCCUAUGAGACUUCUUUCUAUUAAGUGUUAUUUGUUGAUAUUGUUUGUUGUUAAAUGAUAAUCUAUCAUAUGGAUACUUCAUCCAUUUACCUAUGAGAGGGCAUUCUCUUCCUUCCUCUUAGGGGUUGGCUGCUAGGAACAACACUGUGAAUAUAACAUGUAAGUCUGUGUAGACAUUAACUUUAAUUGUUUUUCUUGGUAGACACCUAUAGGUAGUUUCUGGGUCAUGUAAAUUUUUGUUUGACUUUUUAGGAAACUGCCAAAUUGCUUUCCAGUGUGACUACAUCAUUUUAAAUUCUGGCUAGCAGUGUGUGAAUGUUGCAUUUUCUUUACAUCUGUGCCAAUGUCUAAAAAUUCUUAGUCGUCCUGGUGAAAUGGCAUUUCCAUAUGCUUCUAAUUUGUGUUUCCCUGACAACUCAUGUCAUCAUUUGCCCGUUACUCAGCCUUUCACAUAUCUCCUUUGAGUUUUUUCAAAUUCCUUAUCUAUGUAAAAGUCAGGAUGGCUGACUUAUAACAAGUUCUCUAUCUACACACAGUCCCUUAUCCGAUGUGAACUUUCUAUCACUGUGUACUAGAAGGAAACUACAAAACCUACUGCAAAAUACUUGGCAAUGACUGAUAAUUGCCUGAAAGGCAUUCAGUCUGGCCUAGCACCCAUAUACUGAAGUCUAUUUUUAGAUUGUCGGGCCAUCUAAAGGCUUUACAUUUAUGAUUUAUGACUCCUCGUAGAACUUCUUUUCAGAGUUUUAUUUAGCAAUUUUUUGUUUAUAGUGAUAAGUAUUGUAAUCAGCUCUGUGACACAUUUUAAAACAAAGUCCUUGUUCUUUCGAAUGUUUUAUAAUGAGCUUCUAUAUAGAAAUUUCUUUCAAGGCACAGGUUAAGACAGAGCCCCUGUCAGUGAAUUUACUUUCUUUGUGCUUUAGAAUUAUUUCUGAUGUAAAAUAUGGAUGCCAUAAAAUGAGCCAUUUUGGUCGUCUUGGUUGAACGAUUCUGUGGUGCACAUGUGCAGCCGUUAUUCAUUCCGAGCGCUUUCCCACCCUCCAUGCUGAACUCCCUGAGAAUUCAUCCUCCGCUUUCUUCUCCCGCAAGCUCCUGGUCGUCACCCUUCUGCUUCCUUUCCACAUCUGGCUCUUGUUAGUUCCUCACAUCAAUAACGGUACAGUGCGUGUCUCUUCGUGUCUGGCUCAUCUCACUUGGCAUGUAACAUUUGCAGGCAUUCAAGGAAGUCUUCAGUUGGAUUUUCUAGCACAGGAAAUCUUAAACUCCUGUGUCAUCCAGGUAACGCUGGUAAGAGGAACACAAGGUCAUUCCGUGUAUUCUGUCUCGCUGGUUCCGUAACCUAGGCCCCUGCACAUGCGUACUGAAGAAGUUGAGACGAUACACCGACUCCUCUUAGGGGUCUGCUUUUGGAAACGGAGUAAGAACACUUACAGCACCAAUCACACACUGUCAUGAAGCCACAAGGACAAACUAUCUCUUUAAAAUGACGGUCUACCUGGCCUUUCAACCCAGCUACAAUUUCAUCUUCUUGAGAGAAAUUAAUCUUUUUGUUUUUGUUUUUGUUUUUGUCGGAGCUGAGGACUGAACCCAGGGCCUUGCACUUGCUAGGCAAGUGCUCUACCACUGAGCUAAAUCCCCAACCCCGAGAAAUUAAUCCUUCUGUUUAGCUGACACUCCCUAACAGAUGGAGAAAAAAAAAUACUGAAUAAAUCAGCAGUUUGAGAUUUGAGGCAAUGAAUUGGCUUCUCUUUGUAAAUUUGGGUGUUCUUUGAGACAAUAUAAUCAAAGUUUUCCUUGGGCAGUGUCUUACACGGAAGUGUCUUACAUCUAAAACGAAAAAGUACUUAAAUUUUCAAAUUUUCAGUCAAUUGAUUUUUUUGAUAAUAGAAAUGUAUAUAUUCUGUGAGAAAUAUGUGAUCUGCUCCUGUUUACCCUGGGCAGAAUUGUUAAAUGGUGUCGUGUUUUCUGUUUUUGUGGGUAUUUUUCAAACUGUCAUUUUCUUCCAAAGUGUUUGAGUGAAUUAUAAGAGUUGGGUUUGCUUUUCUCUACCCGCGGUUCUGUUUGCACGUGUGUGCAUGUGCAAGAGUCGAGCUGCUGUGUCUCUGGCACGCUUACAAUCUGAAACCUGUUCCAAGUCGUUAAAGGUAUUUCGGUUAGAAAUUUAGAUUUCGUUUAGCUUUUGUGGAUUUUUUUUUUUUUUACUAAGUUGCUGAGCUAUAGAUCUGCAAUGUCAGCACUGCCUACUGUGUUGUCUUUAAUACUUGAACUUGAUAGCUUUUGUCUGCCGCUGCUGUAAAUUGCAACUGGCCUUCGUCCGUGAAUGUGCACUAGAUCCCUCCUCUAGUCCCCUUUCCACCGUGACACUUACAGUACGAGCUUCUGUGUCUGCACUGAAUUCUGCCUUAGAAAUAUGCCUUUGACUAAAGUUUAAAUAUUUUUCCAUGUAUUUUUGCCUAUAGAAUAAUCACAAUUUCAACAAGAAGCACCUUGAUUUAUGGUUGAUUAUACAUGUAAUGCUCUGACUCGUGCUAUCUGUAUAACAUGUUGACGUAAUCUAUUAUAUUUCAUCUGUGCGGAGACGAAUAUCAUUUGUUGGUUUAUCAACGCUGACUAGAUUGGUGACGUGUUAGUGUGUCACUGAAAAAUGCACGUUCCUCUGCAAUGCGCAUGGCGUACCGCGCGGCACAAUGAAGUGAAGUGUAGUUGUGCUAAAACAAUAAAGUUGUAUUUAAUACAGAA
Peromyscus leucopus (white-footed mouse) is the source of this 7286-nucleotide messenger RNA. RefSeq names its product zinc finger protein 483 (gene Znf483). The transcript is spliced from 6 exons. Gene Ontology annotation, biological process: negative regulation of transcription by RNA polymerase II. The record is from RefSeq and is a predicted model, not a curated record. Lineage: Eukaryota; Metazoa; Chordata; Mammalia; Rodentia; Cricetidae. Gene Ontology annotation, molecular function: DNA-binding transcription repressor activity, RNA polymerase II-specific. The coding region runs from base 290 to 2449 and encodes 719 amino acids.